Molecule: messenger RNA, 1205 nt
Organism: Folsomia candida
Lineage: Eukaryota; Metazoa; Arthropoda; Collembola; Entomobryomorpha; Isotomidae
Exons: 5
Coding region: 648-1169 (173 amino acids)
Source: RefSeq, a predicted model, not a curated record
AAAAUACACAAUUCAAAAAAUUACCGAUUUUAGCAUGACGUUGUGUUAUUGCUACCGUCCUUCCCUCCAUUGGAUGCCAGUCAUCAUUGAGGCGUUUGGAAUCGUAUAUACUUAAUUUUAUGCAAAUAACCUCAGUGGCGGAGAUGUGUCAUGAAGAAUUAGUCGAAAUUACUAAAAGACUAACAGGAAAUUCUGAAGGCUAUUCAGUCUCUUUUUAGAGUGUAGAGAAGCAAAUUACACGUUUGUACACCUUUUAUCACGUCAUAGCAUGAUCUGCAUCACGUCAACACAGGUUAUGUACAUAUUUAUGUAAAUAUUUUUAGAAUCUUGUUAUGCAUGCAUUACAAUUGAGAUUUCUCAGGUAUUCUAACUAGUAGUGUGUACAUAAAUACAUACGUAAGAAGUUCCAAGUAUUUAUCUAGUAGUGAGUGCUUCUUAUACAUACAUACGUACAUGCAUACAUUUUUAAAAACUCAAAUAAAAUUAGCAGCAUUAAGUAUUCACAUCUCAUCCGAUUUGCUUGUUCCUUCCGACAGAAAUAUUCAAUACUUUGCUCAAAACUAUUUAAAAUAUUAUUUUCAGUAGUGCAAAGUGCAAGUAUUGAGAGAUUUUUAAAAUUUUAUCGAAAUACGCUCCUGAUUGUGAUCAUGAUUGGGUGUUGCUUCUGUGUUCCUCUUCGUCUCCUGCCGUAUGCUAUUGGGGGGCUUGGAAUUAUAACAUUUCUGUACGAGGUUUAUCAUAUGUUUCCACUUGUUAACCAAAUCAAAAAGCUAAACGAACUGCCGGCCGAUUCUGGACUCGAGUUUACAAUUCAUGGCUUGCAAAUCUCAGCCUCUUUAGUGGCCCUGAUUGCAAUUGUGACGCUGGUCUCGUCAAUUGUGCUGAUAAUUGCUGGAUAUCAGAAAAGCGUUACCAAAUGUAAAGCGUGGAUCGUGCUAACUUCCGUGUGCUGCGCGUUAAGAGUUAUUUUCAUUAUGGCGAUUGGAAUUACGACAUCGUCUGGAUCCUCUGGUUUCACAACGAGUUCAAUUUACGGAGUAAUUUUUAGCUACCUGAUCAAACUGGCGAUUCAGAUUUGGUUCAUUGUCUCGAUUCGAGGGUAUAUUGACAGCGUUCAGGAAGAAAAACGGUAUCAGGCUGAAGUGUCUCGUGUGCAAAAUAAAGUUUAAAUUUUGCAAAUAAAAUUGAUGGUGUUUUUUUAGAAA